Messenger RNA from Pan troglodytes (chimpanzee), 5052 nucleotides. RefSeq names its product bone morphogenetic protein 8b (gene BMP8B). The record is from RefSeq and is a predicted model, not a curated record. The transcript is spliced from 7 exons. NCBI's taxonomy places the organism in Eukaryota, Metazoa, Chordata, Mammalia, Primates, Hominidae. Bases 607 to 1815 code for a protein of 402 amino acids. Gene Ontology annotation, cellular component: extracellular region. Gene Ontology annotation, molecular function: growth factor activity; cytokine activity.
GACGGCCAUGACCACGCUGACGCCCAGGCUGCGAGCCCCUCGCCCGGGCCGCCCGCCCACCCGUCACGCCCAGGUAGCACCUCGGGGUCGCCGCACCCGCGACACCGGCCGCAGCCCCGGGCCCCCUCGCAGGCGUGGCCCCCGCGCCCAGGCCCCGCCCCCGCCCCCGCCCCCUCAUUGGUCAGUCCCGGGGUGGGGGCGGGCGACGCGGACCGCUGGGCAGGGCAGGGCAGGGACUCGCGGGAAUCGCACCGCGCGGGUGGCUGCCGGAGCUCGCCCAUCGCCCCUGCGCUGCUUGGACCGCGGCCACAGCCGGACUGGCGGGUACGGCGGCGACAGACGGAUUGGCCGAGAGUCCCAGUCCGCAGAGUAGCCCCGGCCUCGAGGCGGUGGCGUCCGCGUCCUCUCGUCCAGGAGCCAGGACAGGUGCCGCGCGGCGGGCGCUCCAGGGACCGCGCUGAGGCCGCGGUCGCCGCCCGCCCCGCCCCGCCGCCCGCCGCCCGCCGAGCCCAGCCUCCUUGCCGUCGGGGCGUCCCCAGGCCCUGGGUCGGCCGCGGAGCCGAUGCGCGCCCGCUGAGCGCCCCAGCUGAGCGCCCCCGGCCCGCCAUGACCGCGCUUCCCGGCCCGCUCUGGCUCCUGGGCCUGGCGCUAUGCGCGCUGGGCGGGGGCGGCCCCGGCCUGCGACCCCCGCCCGGCUGUCCCCAGCGACGUCUGGGCGCGCGCGAGCGCCGGGACGUGCAGCGCGAGAUCCUGGCGGUGCUCGGGCUGCCUGGGCGGCCUCGGCCCCGCGCGCCACCCGCCGCCUCCCGGCUGCCCGCGUCCGCGCCGCUCUUCAUGCUGGACCUGUACCACGCCAUGGCCGGCGACGACGACGAGGACGGCGCGCCCGCGGAGCGGCGCCUGGGCCGCGCCGACCUGGUCAUGAGCUUCGUUAACAUGGUGGAGCGAGACCGUGCCCUGGGCCACCAGGAGCCCCAUUGGAAGGAGUUCCGCUUUGACCUGACCCAGAUCCCGGCUGGGGAGGUGGUCACAGCUGCGGAGUUCCGGAUUUACAAGGUGCCCAGCAUCCACCUGCUCAACAGGACCCUCCACGUCAGCAUGUUCCAGGUGGUCCAGGAGCAGUCCAACAGGGAGUCUGACUUGUUCUUUUUGGAUCUUCAGACGCUCCGAGAUGGAGACGAGGGCUGGCUGGUGCUGGAUGUCACAGCAGCCAGUGACUGCUGGUUGCUGAAGCAUCACAAGGACCUGGGACUCCGCCUCUAUGUGGAGACUGAGGAUGGGCACAGCGUGGAUCCUGGCCUGGCCGGCCUGCUGGGUCAACGGGCCCCGCGCUCCCAACAGCCUUUCGUGGUCACUUUCUUCAGGGCCAGUCCGAGUCCCAUCCGCACCCCUCGGGCAGUGAGGCCACUGAGGAGGAGGCAGCCGAAGAAAACCAACGAGCUGCCGCAGGCCAACCGACUCCCAGGGAUCUUUGAUGACGUCCACGGCUCCCACGGCCGGCAGGUCUGCCGUCGGCACGAGCUCUACGUCAGCUUCCAGGACCUCGGCUGGCUGGACUGGGUCAUCGCUCCCCAAGGCUACUCGGCCUAUUACUGUGAGGGGGAGUGCUCCUUCCCACUGGACUCCUGCAUGAACGCUACCAACCACGCCAUCCUGCAGUCCCUGGUGCACCUGAUGAUGCCAGACGCAGUCCCCAAGGUGUGCUGUGCACCCACCAAGCUGAGCGCCACCUCUGUGCUCUACUAUGACAGCAGCAACAAUGUCAUCCUGCGCAAGCACCGCAACAUGGUGGUCAAGGCCUGCGGCUGCCACUGAGUCCACCCGCCCGGCCCAGCCGCAGCCACCCUUCUCAUCUGGAUCGGGCCCCUCAGAAGCAGGAAACCCUCAAACCCAGCCAGACCCCAGGCCGGGGCAUUGCCAGGGAGGACCCUCACAACCAUGUACAUGACCCUUUCUCCUUCAUGCCAGGCUCCUAUGCUCCCCUUGCCCUGCUAGGCAUUUGUGUGACUGUCCUGUUUCCAGCCCAGGUGGUCUCAAUCAUCAGGCAGUGUUCUACCCAAAUGCAAAUGCCUCUCCCGGCGGCAUGUCCUGGCUGGUUCUUUGGGGUUGGCACAGAAGUCCUGUCUGAGGUCCUAUCCAUGCCCCUUACUGGCUCAGGUCGUGAGAUAGAUGUGGAAUGACCUGAGAGGCACCUGGAGCCCACUGUUGGCCACCUUGAGCUCUUCACCAUCCAUCACAGGGUGUGGUGUGUGUAGUCAGGGUCUGGUUGGCUCCCCAUUGCCUGCCCGAGGUGCAAGGUGGGGUAUAAAACUGGAUACCCCCUAAAGUAUUGUAUAUUCAUGGAUCUGAAGCACUGAUCCACUGGUCACAGGUAGACAUGUGGAGUCAACUCAAGAAAAAGCUGAGUGAACAGCAUGAUUUAGGGCUAAAGCCAAUAGCAUUUAUCUUCCCUUGUCUUCCUGCUUUGCAUUUGCCUCUGCCAUCUAGGAAAGACAUGUAAGUGCAUGGACAUUUUACUUUGGAGAAACAGAAAAAUCUUGGGGCUUCCAAUUGACCCAUCUAUCUGCCACCAUGUUGCCCCACCAGGAGCUCAGCUCUGUGGAGUUUUCCCUUUGCUGAGCAAGCAUGUGGUUGCAUUGGGUGGCCCAGGAUGACAAUGCACAGCACAGAUGCCAUCAUUUCCCUUUCCCCUCUGAAUGGCAGACAUCAGUAAUCAAUCUGGAAUGUUUUUCUUCCAAAUCUGAGUGGAAUUUUCAAAUGAUCAGCACAGCCACUGCCAACAGAUAUGAUGUAAAGUGAAACCUGGUUGCCAUCUUCUGCCAUGCUGAGGAGCAGUCCAUCCCUGCCCGAGCAUGUAUCGGCAACAUGGGCAGCCUGUGACCGGGUCUGGGGCGAGGCCAGGGGCCAUCAAAAACAGGCUGAUCACCAAAGUCAGUGUCACCCUGGGUGCCCAGCAGCCCUGUCCUGUGUCUUGGGCCUGUGAGUCAAAGAAAAGGUCCUUUUCAGGGAAUGACAAGUAGUAAUUAGGCUGAGUUGGGUGGAGAGGUUUGUCUCAGCCUCUGCUGUUCUCGGAAACUGCUGUUCUCCUUGGAGCAGCCACUGGGAGUUGGAGUGUUUACUUGAUUUCUGACUUGCUAAGCCUGUAAUUUACCUGCUGGAAUAGACAGAGUCCAGCUGCCCAAACUGUGUCAUUAAAAGCAGAUCCUGCGCCCGCCCCAUCCACAGGCACAGCCCAGCAGAGUGGUUCCACCUCCCCAUGGGCCCAAGGAUGCGCCUCUCUGGAGUUCACGUGCUGCACCCCCAGGGAGGGGCCUGGGGAGAGCUGGUCCAGCAGCAGGGGUGGAGGCUGGGGCCACACUGCGGGACAGCAGCCCCUCCACCUGGACCAGGGAGGGCCUCCAUGUGCAAGCGCAGAGGAAGAGACCCUCCCAUGUACGCAAAGGGCAGCCCCAGGCUGUCUGGAAGUUGGAGAGUUCCCUAUCAGCACAGGGAUCUCAGCUCUGGCCUGGAGGUGAAGAGACCUGCCUUGUAGGUGGCUUCCUUAUCUGGGCCUCCAUUUUCUAUCUGCACUUUUUGAUCUCCAAACAACCUUCAGCCAAAGAAUCUGUCUACCAACUCCUCAUAGUGAGCCAGAAGCAGCCUCAUAACCCUGAAUGUGGGGCUCUGGUGGCUGUCACGAAGCAGAGUUGGCACAUAACAUGGAACCUGGCCAGGCAUGGUGGCUCACACCUGUAACCCCAGCACUUUGGGAGGCCAAGGCAGGCAGAUCACCUGAAGUCAGGAGUUCAAGACCAUCCUGGCCAACACAGUGAAACCCCGUCUGUACUAAAAAUACAAGAUUACCUGGGCAUGGUGGUGCAUGCCUAUAAUCCCAGCUACUCAGGAGGCUGAGGCAGAAUUGCUUGAACCUGGGAGGUGGAGGUUGCAGUGAGCAGAGAUCACAACAUUGCACUUCAGCCUGGUGACAUGAGCAAAACUGUUGUCUCAACAAAAUGAAAUUAUGGAACCUGUUUGCCAUCCUAGUAUUUACUUAAUUGUUCCUUCUUAACAUCAAAGAUGGUCUUCUAGGCAAUUGUAAAUUUUAAAUUAGCCAGUUAUUUUGACAAUUAAUUUUUUACUCCACCUGUAUCUUUAGUGCCCAGCCAAUGAUCUGGCAUAGUUAGGGGUGCACCAAGAAUGUCUGUAAACUACCUGAAGGUUUGUAGAUAUGGAGUACACCUUACCCAUUAAUCAAGCUGUGCAUAGCAGGAACCAAUACGAGCCGUGAUCCUCCUGGUUCAUAGAGAACAAUGGAAAAACAUAAGGCUUUGUCUACCUAGUUGGCCAUCAGACUUUCAGCAACUUUUAUCAUCCAGAUAGUCACCAAAUGAAAUAAAAUAGAAAAAUCCCUUGAGCAAUGAAACAAUUGUGAAUGAACACAAAGUCCAUGAAUUUAAUCCUUAUCUGUUUGCUGAGCCAAGCAUGUGCAUCUGCAGCGGGUGGCCCAGGCUGGCAGCACAGAUACCACCAUUUCCCUUUUCUUUGCUUAGGGCAUGGCCUGUUUAUCUCGUUGCACCAGAUGAGGGUUGGAAGGAUGAUGGUGGUGGUUGUUUCAGAUCUACUGACAGCAAUGAGAAAUCAAUGACAGUUGACAGGAAGAGAGGACGCAUACAACAGGCAAAAGAGGAAUGCCCAGCAGUCUUGGUCCUUGCGGUGCAAUACUGGCCUUGAGGCCAAGUCAGCAGGGGAUUCGUAGUCACUAACUUCUAACUGAGGCAGGGAAGUAACAUGUUCUGGAAAAGGUCCAAAGAAACAGGAAUAGAGGCAGUGUAGCAAGAGGCAGAUUUUUGGUGCCAAAUAGAUUUGAAUCCUGGUUCUGCUUCUUCCUUUGUAGAGUAUGAUAUUGGUUCUUUCCUCCCAAAGCUAUUAUAAAGACUAAAUAUGUACACAAAUCUUUGGGAUGUCUGACAUAUAAAUGCUUAACAAUAGGUACUUGCUGGUAUUAUUACAAAUGAAUUUGCUUAUUUUUGAGCCACUUCUAUGUCUGUCCAUUAAACCAAAAUGUGUUCCGCA